Molecule: messenger RNA, 1605 nt
Organism: Cydia fagiglandana
Lineage: Eukaryota; Metazoa; Arthropoda; Insecta; Lepidoptera; Tortricidae
Product: cytochrome P450 6a2-like
Exons: 2
Coding region: 136-1605 (489 amino acids)
Molecular function (GO): iron ion binding; oxidoreductase activity, acting on paired donors, with incorporation or reduction of molecular oxygen; monooxygenase activity
Source: RefSeq, a predicted model, not a curated record
CGUUUCUCUCACUAGAGCAUCGAACCUCGCCCGUAGGCCACAUACCGUUUGUUUACUCACGUUCAAAAAGCCGACAUGCCAUAAUCUGCAUUUUAUAUUCAAACAAUAAUUUUAUUCAGAGAAAAUCAGUGUACAAUGUGGUUCAGUCUUGUCCCUCUAGCGGUUUUGUUAUCGCUUAUUGUUCUGCUUGUGGUUUUUCACUACUCUUCAAAUGGAAGAAAAUACUGGCUACAAAGGAAAGUACCUUACGAAGAACCGUGUCCUAUUUUCGGGAACUUCGGCGCUGCUCUGACAGCCCGGCGCAGCUAUGCAGAGAUGUUAAAAUAUUUAUAUGAGAAGUACAAUAAGGAAAAGUAUGUCGGCAUUUUCCAAGCGCGCCGACCGAUACUGAUGGUACUGGAUAUGGAUAUAGCGAAGACUAUAUUUUCAACAGAUUUUGCUUGUUUUAGUGACCUGCGAGUAUCGUCAACGGACACCAGGCGAGAGCCUCUAUUAAGAAAUGUGAUAAAUAUGAGCGGUGCAGAGUGGAAGGCGAUGCGGCAAAUUAUUAGUCCAACGUUCUCUUCAGCAAAAAUGAAAGGGAUGUUUCCGCUUAUAUCAGAGUGCGCGCAGAACCUCAGGAAUGUCUUGCUUAAUUCUCUCGGAGAGGUCGAUGUCCCUGAAGUGAUGUGUCGCUACACGACCGACGCCGUAGGAAGUUGCGCAUUCGGUGUCGACCCCGGAACGCUGAGAAAUCCUGAAUCUCCCUUCUUCAUAAUGACAAAGAAAAUGUAUCGAGUAGACCGUACGGCCAUUCUGAAACGCUACUGUCGGACGUAUGUCCCCAGAUUGUUCAAAUUGCUGAAUUUUAGGAGUUAUCCUCCAGACGUCGAAGCAUUUUUCACGUCCGCUAUAAGCCAGGUGCUCGAAGAGAGACGCUCCGGCGUCCAAAGAAAUGAUUAUUUACAAUUGAUGUUGAAUGUUCAGAAGACUGAAAAAGAGUUCGAACUGACUGAUGCCCUAAUUACAUCUAAUUCGUUUACAUUCAUGUUGGCGGGGCUUGAAACGUCUUCAACGACCUUAUCGUUUUGUUUGUAUCAGUUGGCUAAAGACAAAGAGCUACAGGAUCGGGUCAGGGAUGAGAUAAAGGAAUGUAUGGAAAGGCACGGCGGUUUGAAUUUUGAGGCGGUAACAGCUAUGAAGUUUGCUGCUCAAGCGGUUACUGAGACGCUGCGCUUGCACCCGCCGGUGCCAAUGGUCACUCGCCUCUGCACCUCGCCUUGUGUGCUCUCUGGCACUGAUUUGAAAUUUGAACUCAGAAACUCAGUGCUUAUCCCUAUCCAGUGCAUGCAACGCGAUGCUCGCUAUUUCCCAAACCCUGAAAAGUUUGAUCCAGAACGAUUUAACGGUCCUAAUCCACCAACUAUUUAUGCCUUCGGUGGCGGUCCAAGAAGUUGUCCCGGGGGUCGUUUCGCUUACCUGGCGGUGGUGGCAGCCCUCGCGGCCAUACUGAGAGAUCUGGAGGUGGUGCCGAGCGCGCGAACUACUCCAUGUAUUGAAUACGACCCCAGGAGCUUCAUUCUGAAAAACAAGGGCGGCAUAUAUCUUGAAUUCAAAUCUUUAUAA